AUGACGAACCUCGCUCCCUCCUCGUCCGGGCUGCUGCCGAUGGCUGGCGCGCCCUCGUCGUCGUGGGUGGCUAGGUUGGGUGCCUUUGCUCGGCAGGUCGAGACGAGGGUCCUCGUUGCCUUUUGGCUCCUCGGUAUGCCCCCUUUGCUCUGUGCUCGAUCGGUGUUGUUGGCUGACGGUGGCGGGGUGGGAUGGGCAGGGCUGAUCAACAACGUCCUCUACGUCAUCAUCCUCUCGGCGGCACAGGACCUCGUCGGCUCGAUGCCCAAGGGGAUCGUCCUCCUCGCCGAUGUAGUGCCGUCCUUUUUCGUCAAGCUCACGGCGCCAUAUUUCAUCCACCUCGUGCCGUACCGGGUGCGCGUUGUCGUCCUCGUCGCCCUCUCGGCCACGGGCAUGCUCGCGGUGGCGCUGACGCCGGCCGAUGGCUCCGCGGGCCGCAAGAUGGCGGGCAUCGUGCUCGCGAGCAUGAGCAGCGGCGGCGGCGAGCUCAGCUUCCUCGGCUUGACGCACCACUACGGGCCGGUGAGCCUCGUCGGCUGGGGCUCGGGCACCGGUGCCGCCGGCCUCGUCGGCGCCGGCCUGUACGUGGUCCUGACGCAGCGGUGGGGGUUUGGCGUUCGGGGCAGCCUGCUUCUCUCGGCGUGCCUGCCCGUCGUCAUGCUCGUCAGCUUCUUCGUCGUCCUGCCGCGCGAUGCCCUCGGCUACGGCCGGCCCGGCAAGGACUACGAGCCGGUCCCGGAGGGGGAUGCGGCCGAGGAGGAGAUGCGAGGCAUGGCGCGGGGGGCCGCGUCGUCGGCGCUGCUGGCGCCGGGACCGUCGAGCACGCAGGCGGCGGGCUCGGUCGGGGCGAAGCUGAGGCGCGUCCGAGGGUUGAUGGUGCCGUACAUGCUGCCCCUGCUGCUCGUGUACGUGGCCGAGUACACGAUCAACCAAGGCGUGGCGCCGACGCUGCUCUUCCCCGUCGAGUCGUCGCCUUUUGAGGAGCUUCGCGAGUUUUAUCCCUUUUACGGCUUCCUCUACCAGCUCGGCGUCUUCCUCUCGCGCUCGUCGACGCCCUUUCUGCGCAUCCACCGGCUCUACGUGCCGUCGAUGCUGCAGGUCGGCAACCUCGUGCUGCUGACGCUGCACGCCCUCUUCUUCUUCCUGCCGUCGGUCCACGCCGUCUUCCUCGUCAUCUUCUGGGAGGGCCUGCUCGGCGGGGCCGUCUACGUCAACUGCUUCGCCGAGAUGAUGGACGAGGUGCCGGCCGAGGAGCGCGAGUUUAGCCUCGGCGCGGCGACGGUGAGCGACAGCGCCGGCAUCUGCCUCGCGGGCAUGGUGAGCAUCGUCGUGGAGCCGAGACUGUGCGACUAUCAGGCCGCUCACGGCCGGGAAUGGUGCCGACAGAUCAAGGCGCGGCGGAGGCAUGGGCGCAGAAGCGGAUGA
Messenger RNA from Drechmeria coniospora, 1425 nucleotides. RefSeq names its product Protein BTN1. NCBI's taxonomy places the organism in Eukaryota, Fungi, Ascomycota, Sordariomycetes, Hypocreales, Ophiocordycipitaceae. Gene Ontology annotation, cellular component: membrane; vacuole. The transcript has a single exon. The record is from RefSeq and is a predicted model, not a curated record. Gene Ontology annotation, biological process: regulation of intracellular pH. The coding region runs from base 1 to 1425 and encodes 474 amino acids.